GGGGUUUGUUCUGGGCGGAUCUUCGCUGCUCCUCUCCACUCCUGCUCUCACUCUCAGUAUUUUAGCAGCACUAUUUCUCUGGCUGCGCACGUGGAGAGAACUCUGGUGCGGCUGCGGUUCCACGCGCGCAAAGCUCCGCUUUAUGACUACUUUUAUCCUGUUAUGUCUCGAGCCCAAUGCUGUCAUCUGCGGCACGUUUCAUCCAUUUUUGCAGAGCCCUUGCGCGGAAGAAGAAACAUUUUGUAAACCAAAAUACUUGCAGAGAAUGACUCCCGCAUAACCUCGGGUCCUGUUGUUGUCUACCCCCACCUUUCUCUCUUUUUCCCCUGUCCCGCGCUCUCCAAGUUGAGUCAUUGCACAUAAGUAUGGUAGAUAAAGGCCCCUUGUUGACUUCUGCCAUUAUUUUUUACCUGUCCAUUGGGGCAGCAAUUUUUCAAGUCCUGGAGGAACCCAAUUGGAAGCUGGCUGCACAGAAUUAUAGUUCCCAGAAGGUUAAAAUACUAAAGGACUAUCCCUGUCUGACGGAAGAUGAUUUGGACAAAAUUUUAGAGGUUGUGUCUGAGGCUGCCGGCCAGGGGGUCACCAUAACUGGCAGCAAGACCUUCAACAACUGGAACUGGCCAAAUGCUGUUAUCUUCGCCGCCACUGUUAUCACUACUAUCGGAUAUGGGAACAUUGCCCCUAAAACGUCAGCAGGCCGUGUAUUUUGCAUCUUCUAUGGUCUGUUUGGAGUGCCUUUGUGUCUUACCUGGAUCAGUGAACUAGGAAAGUUCUUUGGUGGCAGAGCCAAGCACCUGGGCCAGUAUCUAACCAAGAAAGGAUUUUCACUGAGAAAGGCUCAAUUUACCUGCACAGCUAUUUUUCUUCUCUGGGGUGUGCUGGUCCAUUUAGUCCUUCCACCUUUUGUAUUUAUGUCCCAAGAGGGUUGGACAUACAUUGAAGGCUUAUACUUCUCAUUUGUCACCUUGACUACAAUUGGUUUUGGGGACUUGGUUGCAGGUGUGGAGCCAAAUAAAGAAUACCCCACUCUGUACCGUUACUUUGUGGAAGUGUGGAUUUAUCUGGGGUUGGCCUGGCUUUCUUUGUUCUUCAACUGGAAAGUGCGUAUGGUGAUUGAAGCCCACAAGGCACUGAAGAAACGGCGCAAGCUGCGCAAACUAUCUCUGGAUGAGCUACGGCAUUACAAAGAGUCUCACAAGGCUUCCCUUCGUUUGCCCCCCACUCCCAACGAUGUCAACAUCUUUAGCUUCCUGUCCAAGAAGCAGGAAGGCUACAAUGACUUGAUAAAGCAGAUUGGCACUAAAAAAGACGGCAGAAACAAUGGCAGCUCUGGCAAUACAGUCAGUAAAUCCAAAGAGGUGGGUCGUUCCAAGAGUUGCAAUGAUGCUCCCAUCUUUAACGGCCACACCAUCCUCAGUCUGGACCGCUCACCACGCCAAAAGAGACGCUAUAGUUUCAGUGACCGCGUCACUGUUGCAUUUUCAAAGUCAAAGAACUACCUCCUGGGCACAGACAAUGGCUUGCUGCUAACAGAGGACCAUGUAGAGGGAGACCUAGAACUUGACCAGGACCAAAUGUAUGAGAACCAGCUUGACAAGGAUGUCGACCUAGAGAACGGAGGAGUGGGAGAAUGUGGAGGAGGUGGUCGAAGGACAUGGGACUCCAAAGAUUACCAUUCCCUAACAUUCCAAAAUGCAAAUAUUACUUUCAUUGAUGAGGAGAACUUUCUUAGCAAUAACCUAGAGGAAGAGGAUGAUGAUGAUGACGACGACGAUGAUGAUUCUAAAGCAAAACUAUCUAUCACUACAUGUGAUGAAAACAUUGAAACAAACUCCAAGGAGGAGCAAAGCUCUGAAUCUGAAGGGUCUGUGUUCACCAGUGACGGUUCAGAACACAACCACUCUUAUGAGAAACUUGUAGAGGAGUACGCUAAAGAAGAGAAUACAGAAUCUUGAGAUAACAGGGUUUUGAACUGUGUAGUCAACACACAUUGAUCUACUGUUGUUGACUGUGUUAUUAUUGAAGUAUAUGCAUUCUAAUGUGAACCAUUUUAAAGGAUAUCAGAAGUCCCAUUGCACUGUUGGGGGUCUGAUGAUGAAAGACUGCAAAGCCAAGAUCAAAUAUUAAAUGAAUGUUCUGUUCUUAGUGGAGAAAUGAAAAGCCACAUAAUUUUGGCAAUUUUGCAAUUUUAAGAGCUGAGCUUCCUAUAAACUCUUGGAACAAAUGAUCUAGAUCUUGAUGAAUAUGGAGUAUUUAACAUCUGCUCUAUUUAUGCCUUUUAUACAGUUUUAGAAAUUAUACGCAUUCGUUGUAAUAUGCCCAAACCAAUAACUAUUUUCCUUGAGUGCUUGUUUUCCACUCAUAGGCUGAUAAGAAAUUAUAUGUGAAAAUUACUUUGAUUUCACAUUGUUUCUUCUAUACAUAUUCACCAUAUUGGUGUUUUUAUAAUAUUUAUUAAAAUGAAGGACAUGGUAGCUUUUUAUUCAAUGGCUACAUGGGUUUAUAUGUCUCCCAUUGCACAAUUCCACCAACUGAGGACAGUUCAAAGUCCAUUCCAGUGCAGAUUGUCUUUUAAAACCUGAGCCAAACAUUGUCUUUAAAGAAAAUGAAGGGGGUUUAGAGACAAUUCUCCCUCUUUUUUUCUUUUGGUAUUUCAAUUUUUUCUUUUGUGAAGUCCUUGAUAACUUGUUGUGUCUGAGAUUGCUGUUUGUUUUGACUGUAAGCAAUAGAAUUGUGACUGCACUAGAGGUCAUCAGUGAUGCAUAGGCGACAUUUGGAGACCCACAACUAACUGAAAGGAAACUUGGAAAGAAAGUCAUUUACUUUUAUAAACAGAGAAGCAUUUAUGGCAAAAUAUGAAUAUCCAGCCAAAGAGAAAUUCAAAACGGAGAUAUUUUGUCCUUUUUUGUAUAACUCUGUUCCCAGUCUUUCUGACUGCUUUGAAAAAAAAAAAUCUGCUUUGCAAUGAUCCUCCCACUGUGACAUAGACACCUCUCAGUAUACACUCAAACUGGUUUUGUGAACACAUACUUUAUUGUUGUGUUUUGCUGCUGACAGCAUGUCAACUGUCAACCUCUGGCUUUUUGGCCCUCUACCAUGGCAAUGCAUAAUGGGAACAAAAUUUUCAUAGCAACAAUAUUCUCACUUUUUGUCUCUUUUAGCACCCUUUAACUUCAUUGUAUUUGCCAUGUAAAUAUUGGCUCAAAGCCCACCAGUAGCCACAAACACAGCUCUGCUCAGGACAUGGCCUUGCUACUCGUGUUUGCCUUUGGGGGCUUGCACUGGCAUGAAUGACUGAAGUACCGCUUAUGACAGCCAGCCCAAGGUUAACAUGCAACAGAUCAAUGCUCUCUUGACGUAUGCUCCAGUCAUGAGACAAGAGACUUUCAGUUCUUGUAUGGCAUUUUCCUCCUUGUUGCAUGUCAGAACGAAACUGUAAACUGGAGGGAAUUAAAUUUCAUGUCCAUUGCUUUUAACAGUCUUAUUUUGACAAAUCCCUGCUCAGCCACUGCCUUUUGCACAUGUUAACUUGCACACAAAAACUUGAAACAGUGUUACUUUGAAUAGUAAGAUGGCAGUGAUUGCAGUGUCAUGCAUGACAUGAAUUUCAAACCAGUCUCUGAAUUUAAGCCAAAUUCAGUUCAAGUUAAACAUACUGUAAAUAUAGUCUCCAUAUUUGUAGUUUUUUGUGAACAUAUGGACCAAACCAUCCUAACUCUGCCUUAUAGAUGACUGCUAGUAAGUAAAAAUGCCUUAAAUCCACUGCAAAGCAGAGGAUAUUCAGUACGUAUUGUACAAUAUAACAUCUGUUGAAUGUACUUUGCAAUGACUCACUGAAAAGGUGACAUUUUUUCACACUGGGUGUUUUUAUUUUUCUCUCUUUUUUUUGUAUUUUGUCACAAAGCCACCUGUUUUAUGUAUAUUCCUCUCUGUCAUUUUCACUGGUUUCCCUGGAUGUGUUAGUGCAGCAUUAUUAUGCAGCCAUGGUACUUGGUCUAGACUGAAUUUCAAGCAUGUCUCUAGAUUAUUAACUAAGAGCAGGUUAGGUUGCUUUAACCCAUUGUCCCACAGUUUCCUUUUAAUGUUGCUCCAUUGUAUAAAACUCCAGUAUGGUUAUGUUUUAGUUGUCUUUUUUAUGAUUAAAUUAUUCAUGUUUGUAAAAGUUUGUAUAUGAAUUCCAAACAACUGUAUAUUUCAUGUAAAAUAAACAUUUAAUAAAAGUGUUUUGCAAUCAUUGCAUUA
This is a messenger RNA of Thunnus maccoyii (southern bluefin tuna), 4242 nucleotides long. RefSeq names its product potassium channel, subfamily K, member 5a (gene kcnk5a). Gene Ontology annotation, biological process: stabilization of membrane potential; potassium ion transmembrane transport. Gene Ontology annotation, cellular component: membrane. Lineage: Eukaryota; Metazoa; Chordata; Actinopteri; Scombriformes; Scombridae. Gene Ontology annotation, molecular function: potassium ion leak channel activity. The coding region runs from base 366 to 1955 and encodes 529 amino acids. The record is from RefSeq and is a predicted model, not a curated record. The transcript is spliced from 5 exons.